Messenger RNA from Carica papaya (papaya), 2245 nucleotides. Its product is annotated as cyclic dof factor 1-like. Gene Ontology annotation, molecular function: DNA binding; DNA-binding transcription factor activity. The record is from RefSeq and is a predicted model, not a curated record. Lineage: Eukaryota; Viridiplantae; Streptophyta; Magnoliopsida; Brassicales; Caricaceae. Gene Ontology annotation, biological process: regulation of DNA-templated transcription.
AAAAAAAAAAUGAAAUUUUUUGUACUUGAUCCUUCACGUUCUUUAUGCUUUAUCUGGGACUCCAUUGUUUAUGUUUGAGAGGAGGGUUUUAUGGGUUUUCUUUAGAGAGAGUCUAUAAUUUGUUCUGCUCCCUCGUUAAAACUCUCUCUCUCUUCUUUAAAGUCCUCUUUUUUCCUGCUGUUUUCAUUUGUAGUUGUUAUGCUUUUGGUCUUCUUCUUCUUCUUCUUCUUCUUCUGCUUCUUCUUCGACAUCUUGCUGCAAAAUUUUUGAUAGAAAAUGAACGGUGGUGGUUUGCCUCCCUCCAAAGAUCCUGCUAUCAAGCUCUUCGGCAGGAAGAUUCCUCUCCCGGAAUCUCAGAUUCCGGUCAAGCACGAAUCCCUGGAAACGAGGAGUGAAAUUGCAAAGUCAGAAGCCAACGGGCUGCUGCAGGGUGAUGCUUUUCCCUCAGAGAAGUCCUCUAGUUUUAUUAAUAUCAAGAAUGAACAGAAAUCUUCAAUGCAAAUGAAUCAGGAACAGGCUUCUAAACAGAAAGAAGAUCAGACUGAGACCAAUAGUGCAGAUCAAGAAAGAGUCUUUAAGAAGCCAGAUAAGAUCCUUCCUUGUCCUCGAUGCAACAGUUUAGACACAAAAUUUUGUUACUUCAAUAACUAUAAUGUCAACCAACCUAGGCAUUUUUGCAAGAAUUGCCAGAGAUAUUGGACAGCUGGUGGAACAAUGAGAAAUGUUCCUGUUGGUGCUGGGCGGCGUAAAAACAAGCAGUUUGCAUCCCAGUAUCGUCAAAUACUAGUAUCAUCAGAUGGAGUACCAAUUAGCCGGCUGGAAAACACAGAAUCACCCAAUCACCAGCUUCUGCCCUCUGGUGACUCAGCAGCCGCAUUUAGGCCUUCUAUGGGAAACGGGACAGUUCUAAAGUUUGGUCCUGAAGCACCUCUUUGUGAAUCCAUGGAUUCAGUACUUAAUCUUGGAGAACAUAAGAGAUCCAUUGAGAUGAGUUCUGUAAAUUGUGGGGAAAAUGGACGAGAGCCUUCCUCGUGUGGGUCUCCUCUGACGGCUUCCAGUAGUCGCGGCAGUGGUAUACCAGGAAAUAUUUCACAGAACGAACAAGGUAAUUUUUCUGGAACUUGUAAAGAACCUAACUCACAACAGCCUCUCCCUUGUUACCCUGUUUCUCCAUUGGUUUUCCCAUGGAAUCCUGGUUGGAACAAUGUAACUCCAGUAGCAGCAUCUCAGCACUCUUCUCAGCCCGUUUCAACGGCAAAUGUCAAUAAUCAAAAUCCUAUUCAAUGGUGCUCAACACCAAUGGUUGCUGUUCCUGGGUUUUGCCCUCCUAACAUCGCCCUACAGUUUGUACCUGCUUCUUACUGGGGUUGCAUGCCUGUAUGGACUGCUGGGACCGGGAAUAUGCCUUUGGCUGCAUCUAAUGGUUGCCUUUCUCCAUCUUCAUCUACUAGCAACAGUUGCUGCUCAGGCAACAGUUCACCAACACUAGGCAAGCAUUCAAGAGACCCAAACUUCAAGGAGGAAGCACAAUCAGAGAAGUCCAUUUUGGUUCCAAAGACACUGAGAAUAGAUGACCCUGACGAAGCAUCUAAGAGUCCUAUAUGGGCUACACUGGGUAUCAAGCUUGACCAGAAGGAUCCCAUAUCAAGAACUGCAAUUUUUAAAGCUUUGGAAACUAAAGCAGAUGGCAAGGACCAUGUAUUAGAUGGUAGUCAUAUCUUGGAAGCUAAUCCUGCAGCUCUCUCUCGAUCUCAUACCUUCCAAGAGAGCUCAUGAUGAUCUCAAAAGAAAUGGUGAGUUAAAAUUCUCUAACUAAUUGCUCUUCUCAAUGCAUAAAUGUGUGCUUAUUUAUGGAGGUCAAGCAUCAUAUUCUAUUGGCUGAUUCUUGAAAUUUACGGCGUACUCUAAUAUGGUUUAUUUGAGGAAGAAGAUGCCAGGUUUUGGGAAAAAUAUAAAGCCGCCGCAAUAUUCAAUAGAGUUGUCAAUGUAUUAUCUCUUGUGUUAAUGUUGUAAAUAGUAGAGUACAGUGAUUGAGGUAGCUCUUAACUCUCUGCAGCCUAUUUUAGGUUUCAAUUCAUACUCUCUUGCUUGCCUGUCGAUUGGGCAAAAGAAUGAAGAAGCUGUAUGUAUGAAUUCAAAGCUUAUGUCUUUGAUUAAUUGGGUAACCCAUUAUUGGAUUUUUUUGUCUUCUGGAAGUUGUUAUCUUGCUCGGCACUGCUUAAUUUAAGUUUCCAAUUAAAGAAAA